CCUUCGUUGGUUCCGAUGGCGCCGCCGUUGUGCCAGCGAUGUGGCGUCGUCCAGUGCGCCGAGCUCGCUUCCACAUCCUUGCGCCACGCCUGGCGUUUUGAGGAAGGCCUCAAGUGGGCCUGGUCUAGCCGUACACAGGCCUACUGGGUGUGCUGCGAGCAGUGCCACGCCCACACCUGGCCUUUGGAUCGCCGGUACAACAACCGGCACUCCAGGCCUGCGUGGGCGGCGGCGGCAGAGGCGGGCGCGCGCCGGCGGGCCGGCCGCGUGCGGCUGGUGGCCGGGGACUUCUACCUCACGGAUGCGGUCCCCGAGCGCCGCCGGCCCAGCGACGCCGCGCCCUCGCCCGAGCGCCCGCCGCGCCGCCGCCUGCAGGCGGCGCCGGCGGCCGAGGAGGGGCGCGCCGCGGCGGCUGGCUCGGCGGCGGCCGCGGUCGCCAGGGCGCCCUUCUCAGAGCGGUUCCCCGCCACCUGGGAGCCGCCGACGAGCUGCGACGCCUGCGGCGGCGCGCUGGGCCGGGAGCUGACGGCCUACACCGCCACCGCCGGCUCCACCGAGGUGUGGCUGCUGGAGGGCGACGAGGCGCACCCCGGAAACGGCUUCUUCUGCGGGCGCUGCCAGGCGCGGCUGCGCGGGGGCCAGACGCUAGACUGCGCGGCAGCCCUGGGGGCGCAGGCCGCGCAGCGCUGGCGGGAGCCCGUGGACUGGGCGACGCGGCUGGCCGCGCUGGGGCCCCCCUACGCGCCUCGGCGGGGGCAGAAGCGGCCCGCGCGCUAG
Prorocentrum cordatum is the source of this 777-nucleotide messenger RNA. NCBI's taxonomy places the organism in Eukaryota, Dinophyceae, Prorocentrales, Prorocentraceae. The record is from the annotation of a GenBank genome assembly.